Messenger RNA from Acanthochromis polyacanthus (spiny chromis), 646 nucleotides. Its product is annotated as gamma-crystallin B-like. The coding region runs from base 51 to 584 and encodes 177 amino acids. The transcript is spliced from 3 exons. The record is from RefSeq and is a predicted model, not a curated record. Lineage: Eukaryota; Metazoa; Chordata; Actinopteri; Pomacentridae. Gene Ontology annotation, biological process: lens development in camera-type eye; visual perception. Gene Ontology annotation, molecular function: structural constituent of eye lens.
CAGCGUCGUGUAUGUGGAGGAAGAACCAAACGCUGGUGUGAGGCCCGAACAUGGACCGAAUGGGAAAGAUCAUCUUCUACGAGGACAGGAACUUCCAGGGGCGCUACUAUGAGUGUAACAGCGACUGUCCAGAGCUCAACGCCCACUUCAGCCGCUGUAACUCGGUUCGGGUGGAGAGUGGCGCCUGGGUUCUGUACGAGAGGCCCAACUACAUGGGCUACCAGUACAUCCUGACCCGGGGGGACUACCCCGACUACCAGCGCUGGAUGGGCUUCAACGACAGCGUCCGGUCCUGCAGGAUGAUCCGCAACACCUCCGGCAUGUGGAGGGUUCGAGUCUAUGAGCGCUCCGACUUCAACGGCCAGAUGCUGGACCUCACCGAAGACGUGAACAACCUCCAGGAACGCUGGCAUUUCCGCGAGGUCCACUCGGCCCACGUCCAGGACGGCGCCUGGGUUUUCUACGAGCUGCCCAACUACCGCGGCCGGCAGUACCUGCUGGAGCGAGGGGAGUACCGGCGCUACACCGAGUGGGCCGCCAUGAACCCCAAUGUGGGCUCCUGCCGAAGGGUCCACGACUUCUAGAGCCUCACGCUCCACAGCUCUGGCCAUUAAACACAUUUAAUAAAGAAGGAUUGUGGUCGGUA